Messenger RNA from Lytechinus pictus (painted urchin), 7344 nucleotides. Its product is annotated as histone-lysine N-methyltransferase PRDM9-like. Gene Ontology annotation, cellular component: chromosome. NCBI's taxonomy places the organism in Eukaryota, Metazoa, Echinodermata, Echinoidea, Temnopleuroida, Toxopneustidae. Gene Ontology annotation, molecular function: protein binding; chromatin insulator sequence binding. The transcript has 5 exons. The record is from RefSeq and is a predicted model, not a curated record. The coding region runs from base 97 to 2811 and encodes 904 amino acids. Gene Ontology annotation, biological process: regulation of transcription by RNA polymerase II.
GUUUUGGUUGAUCUUCGUCGCACUUUAUGAGUCGCUAGUUUCUACCGCAUCCAUCUUGGAAAAGUCGAAAGGGGAUCGGUCGGGACCCCUUCAUCCAUGAUGGAUCUUAGCUACAGAGAUCGCCAGGGUUACUACAAUGAGCAGGAUCCCCAGCAAAACAUACGGCACCACCACCACCAGCCGCAACACCAGUUACAGCCGCAGCAGCCACAACUCCUACCACACUAUGCUCAGCAACUCUCUCACCACCAGUCUCUGUUGCAGCCACACCUGUCGCAGCAUCAGCUCCACCACUCUCAGCCGGCCUUUGUGCUGGAUCAGUCAGACCAGCGGAGGGCCAGAGAGGAGUGCUCUAGUUCUAGGUUGGCUGGGCCACCCAGUAUGCAGCAGCUGAUUUCAGGUCAUGGCACUCAUAACCAUCAGCCGCAGUAUUCAGAUCACACCCAUCCUCUUCUUGCUCAGCUUGGUCUGACCUGUCAGUCCGGGUACCCACCACAGACCACCACCAACACCCAGUCCAUGGUCGACACCACCCCAAACAACCAACCAUUCCUAUCACCGGACUCCCCGUCACCACCACAGCCUCAGGACACCAGGGAUGAACCCAUGGUUUCUGAGGCGCCCCUGGUUGAACAACCCUCGGCGGAACCUCCCAUGCCAGAACCACUGCCAGAGCCACCCAUGGAGGCAGAAGCCAUGGCUGAAUCUCGGAGUGCAGUUCCUGUUGCGAUCACAGAGGUGCCACCGACAGCUGCAGAUUCUGCUGAAGCUGCAACAGAAGCUCAACCUGAAGCAGAAGAUGCGCCACAAGCUCUUGUUGUUAUACCAGAGGAAGAUACUCCCUCUGAUGCUCCCAGUACCAGUACCACCAAAGCCAAGGAGGACCCAAAUAAACCUGAACCAACUGGCCCAACCACCAGGUCCAGUAAGAUCUGGAAGCCAGACUUGCCCCUUGGACUAUCUCUCAAGUACAUGCAAGGUGGCAAGAAGAUAGCGGGUGUAAGAUCUGAGAAGCCUCUGGAGAAAGGUGCUACCUUUGGUCCAUACAAUGGAAAGCUGAUUGCUGAACCUGUUGGUAGUCUCAAGGACUCUGCCUGGGAGUUGUGUCUGCGAGGGAAGGUUUUCGUGUACGUCGAUGGUCAGAACAAGACUUUCAACAACUGGAUGGCUUUCGUUGAGAGUGCCAACUCCGAAGAAGAACAGAACCUUGAAGCAUUCCAAUCCUACGGGGAUAUCUACUUCAGAACCACAAAGGUCGUUGAACCAGGAAGUGAACUGAAGGUUUUCUACAGUGACGAGUAUGCCAAUCAUGUCGGCUUCAAGAAGAAACUCUGCGAUCUGGUGUAUAACAAAGAUACAAAGAGCUUCCCAUGCAGUUCCUGUUACCGAACUAAUGCUUCCGCCAAGCGGAUGUUGCGUCACAUGAGAAUCAACCAUGACCCUGAUAGGAUUGGUGCGAUGCGUCCAGUCAUUACCUGGGAACCUUGUACCUCAACAGAGAAUGCGGAGAACGAGGAUCCAGAGAUGGCUUCAACUGCAAAGACAGUCAAUGAACGCUUCAUAUGUACAAUCUGUGGCAAGAACUUCCCUACGAGUCGGAGGCUCGCAGCCCACGAAUCCACACAUGCUGGCAGCGCCAACAAGACUUGUACGAUUUGCGGUGAGACGCAUACCAGUUCAAGAAGUCUUUCCAAGCAUAUGAGGACGCAUAAGCCAAAGCCCUUUGAAUGCCAGUCUUGCGGGAGCUCGUUUGCAUCGCAGAACCAUCUGACCCGUCAUAAGAAACUGUCGCACACCUACAACCAUAGCUGCAGGGUGUGUGGCAUACAGUUCAUCAAGAAACGGGAGUGCAACAAACACGAGAAGACACAUCCGGAAUGGACCGCUUUUAAACCUCUCCGCAAGAAGGCGAGAAAAACGAGGAGGACUAAGAAAGUGCAAAUUAAUGAGAUUGAGGAAGAAGUUCCAGCUGAGGAGGAGGAACCGGAACCCGAGGAAGAGAUCGAAGAGCCAAAUCCAAACUUGCCAAAGGAUAUGCUUGGGAAGCGAAUCAAUUACUACGACAAACCAAGACCAUAUAAAUGCCGCUUUUGCCCAAAAAGAUACCUCUCAAGGAACAAGAAACUUGCUCAUGAAGCUGAAGCACAUACGAAGGAAUGCGAGUUUAAAUGUAAGCACUGCCCCGCUGUAUUCGCCACCGAGUUCAGGUACGUGGAACACUCCAAGCGCCACAUACAGAAUCGGCCGUUCCAAUGCCAGUUCUGUCCAAAUUCCUUUGCCUCGGAGAAUGCACUGAAGAACCACAUGGGUGAACACACAGGCCUGAAGCCUGUCAAGUGUGAGGUAUGCGGGAAGGGCUUUCGGACGCGGCACAUCAUGAACGCUCACAAGCGACGCAUGCACAAGGUCAGGCAGAUGCGCUUCUCCUGCUCCUACUGCAACAAACCGUUCGCCGACAAGGGCAACCUUGUCAAACACGAGCGCCGCCAUAAAGGCAUCCGACCGUACGUCUGCCUGACCUGCGGGAGGGGCUUUGCCACCAACUACAGCUUAACGCAACACUCCUACACACACACCAAAGAGAAGAAAUUUGGUUGUCCGCAGUGUGACAAGCGUUUCACCCUCAAUGAACAUUUGACGAACCACAUCUAUAAGGUGCAUACUGUACAUCAGAAAGAACAGCCGCCGAGUAUUCAUUCCUUGACGAUUGGUCAACAGAAUCCUAUGCCUCCACAGCCAAAUCAACAUCCAAAUCAACAUCCAACUCUACCAUCUACAACUCAACACUACCAGAUGCCACAUCCACAGUAAUAGUGCAUUCAAAAUUGCCAAACCUGUCCUAGUGGCCAUUUUGUAAUGCAUCUAGCCAUUUGGUCUAAUAUUCCCACUAGAAAGAACUGAGUGUCACAGAGUCUGUGAAGAUUUCAUUCACACUGGAAAUUUUAAGUGUAUAGAUGAUUUCACAUUGUGUUCCACACUGAACACACUGCAGGACAUUUGUGUUCUUUGAUGCAGGAAUGAGCGAGUCUAAUUCUAAGAUGGGCUAAAUGGGGCAUUGCUGGAGACUUCAUCUGCAAUUGGUUGCUCAUUUACAAAUCAAUUCAGCACAAAAAGCAGACCAGCAACGAAUACUAGCAUUCAACUCAUAGCCUACCGGAACCAGGUGAUCCCUGUAUGGAGUCUAUGGGAAUCACAGAAUUCAGUAGUCAACGUGUUAAUUGGAAUUAAUGAUAUUUAAUGUGUUUUUUUUUGCAUUUGUCCCAUAUGAACAUCAUCUUCACUAUUCGGUCCGUUGUCACUUGGUUUUAUACUCACCUGGGCUACUGGACAUUGUCUUUUUGUUGACGUUUUGAUUGAAUGGACUAAGUGUCAAGACAUAGUUAACUCCAUUUAGUUUAUUCCCGCUCCAUUUAUUCAUGAAGACAACAAAUAUUGGUUGACCAAGUGUGUAUUAAAAAAAAUGAAGGUGUUGUUUUUUAUAUAUUUUUUUUUUGGGGGGGAUGUAGGAAAUGGUGACUUGUGCCUCUUGCACUCCAUUUCAAGGGAGAAAAAUAAGGAUCAAGGUUUAGAAAUUAAAUUCAUUCUAUUGUCAAAAAGCAAAGGAACAAAUUUAAAGUAUGAUCUCAUCCUGGCCGCCAUUUCCCCCAAGAAAAUGCACUUGCAAUAUGGACAUAGGUUAUGUCACAGGCGAUGCAUGCCCCAGUUUUCAGCAUAAGCUUAUGAUUGUAAGCCUAUUAAACUCUUACAAAGAGUUGCGAUUGAUCCAAUCAACCACAACUAUUGACAGCCAGCAACGUCAACAUCUAAAACGCAUGUUUGUUCAAAAUAUUUUUUUUAGAUACGGUGUAAUAUUCAUACAUUCAUCAUUCUGUUGAAAAGUCAGUGCGAUUCUCUUUGUUUACUAAGGAGAUUGUGCAAAUUUUGUGGAGUAAAAAUUAUGGUAUGGAUGGAUUUCCAUACAGUUAUGAUUGAUUGGAUCAAACGUAACUUUUUGUAAGACAGGGUCCAGCUGUGUCUACCCACACUCCCUGGAUGAGAGAUGAGUCAAAUAACUAGGUUACUUAUAUUUGUGGAAGAGCCGUGGUGUAGUGGUUCUGACUCUCGCCUUGUAAACAGAGGGUCGUGUGUUCGAAUCCCACCGCGGUCUAGCGUCCUUUGGCAAGGCAUUAAUCCACACUUUGCCACUCUCGACCCAGGUGCUAAAUGGGUACCCGGUAGGAUGCGAAAGAUAUUGUAUGUUUGAUUUUGCCAGCGCCAUAAUGAGGCUGCGAUGAAUGCAAGGAAUGCUCCCCAGGGAGUGGAAAUUGUGCACUUUUCGUGCGGGAUUGAAAUGAAUCCAAUGACCGGGGUAAUAAUAUGCUGUAACGCGCUUUGAGCCAUUCAGGGAAAAGCGCUUUAUAAAAAUUGGCUAUUAUUAUUAUUAUUUACAUGUAUGGUUAAACUAGUAACAAUAGAUAAGGACAGCCAACAGUCUUGCCCUCUCGUGAUAUUUAUCCAUUGAUAUUUUAUUUCAAGUAAUACCCACAUCUAAGUUUAUUUAGAACUUUCAUGUCACUUGUAAGAAAAUGAAAAGUCUCAAAACUUGUGGAAGUAACUCCUCUGUGAAAUAUAUUAUGGUAUGUAUAACACUGCCUAGAUUUCAUGGACAUGCAUGGAUGAAAAGACUAACUAGCCAUUGAAAAAGAUUUAAUCAUGUUAUAUAUGAUGUAUUCUUGUAGAAGUGUACUGUAAAUACAGGGGAAACUGGUUCCUUGGUGAAAGUAAAUGACCGAACAUUGAUGUGUUGACGGCAAAGUGUACAGUUACACAAAAAGGACUUUUCGUAUUUACUACGAGGAAACUCUACAAUGUAUCGAUUCCUAUGAAAAUGCAAUUAAAAUCACCAUGGAGAGCUGGUAGGAUUUUGUUGAAAAUUGGUAGACUGGGACAGCUGAUCAUCCGAAUAUUUGCACCGGACGAACAAUUGCAAAUAUGUCGUUGUCCAGAGUCAAGAGAUUCCAAUGCUGUCCCGGUCCACAACUUUCGACUAAAGCCUCACAGCUCUCCAUUGUGAUUUGACUUGCAUCUUGAAAGGAAUUUGUGCGUUGUAGAGAGUUUCCCCAUAGUAAAAGCGAAAACUACCUAGUGAAGCCAACCCUAGCUUUUAUAUAUUUUAAAUGGUGUACCAUUGGUUGUUUUGGUGUUAGUUUCGUUGGUGUGGCUACAGCCAAUCGGGCUCCCCUAUUUGAGUUCCCCUGUAUUUACAGUGCAUGUAUUUAUAUGAUGUACAUAACAAUUGAUGUCUGAAUAGUGUACGAACCUUUAUGAUGGUAUUGGUGAAAUUUGCAUGUCAGCUGUAUGUACAUUGAGUGUAUUCAGAUGAAUGUAGUGAUAUAUACAUACAUGUGUAGAUUACAUUUACAUAGUGACUAUGAGCCUAGGUUCCAGAAUUAAAGGUGUUAUUAUCCUAGAUUUUCCAUCAACGAAUACUAGUUAGAUUACUGCAAUAUAAACUACAAUUCAGUUACAAUUUUGAUUUUGUCUGUUAAAAAUUCUCAAUAACAAUGAUAAUCUUUGUUUGACUACAAUGGACUGGGUAUAUGAACUUGUAAUUCUUGUAUAGGUGUACAUGUUAUAUGUAGGAAACUAGAAAUAUUUUGUCAAUUCAAUUCCUUGAUAUAAUUACAUUAUUUAUUUGACAGGGAUGUAGAUUUCAAAAGCUGCAAAUAAUGUGAAAUGUGUUGUUUUGUUUUUUAAUGUGAUACAUUUAAAGGUGUUUGCCAGUAUUUAUAGUGUCAUGUUCAUGCGAAUAUAGACAUAGUUCUUAGAAACUUUCAAAGUGCCAAAUUCUAAAGAUUGUGUAGCAUCGGAGUUCAUAAGCAAAUUGGUACCAUCAUGGAAGCUAUCUAGUAGCAGAUAUACCUCACCAAAGGGUUCGUACAGGGAAUUUGCAUUUCAAUUGCAAAUCAAGCUUGAAUCCCAAAAUCGAACAUAAUACAGGGCUGUCCAUUAGGAUUUCAUCCUAUUUACCGGGCCUAUUUAGUAGGAUUUUUAAGGAGAAAGUGACACUAAAUAGGAUUUUAUUCUUGAGUCAACUGUUAUGAACUGUGGACUCAUGAAUAAAAUAGCAUGCUUCGAGGACAAGUUUACCCCAACAAAAAGUUUAUUUAAAUAAAAAGAGAAAAAUCCAACAAGCAUAACGCUGAAAAUUUCAUGAAAUUCGGAUGUAAAAUAAGAAAGUUGUGACAUUUUUAAGUUUUACUUAAUUUCACAAAACAGUUAUAUUAACAUUAUGGUCGGUAUGGAAAAGAGGAGACUGAUGAUGUCAUCCACUCACUAUUUCUUUUGUAUUUUAUUAUAUAAAAUGUGAAAUAUUCAAAUUUUCUCAUCAUUAUCCUGUGAAACAAAGUUUUGUUUGUCCCUGAACAUGUAGAAUUGCCAUUUUUCAACAUUUUAUGGUUCAGCUAAGUUGGUCCUUAUUGUCACAUUGGGAAAAAUUAAAAUAUUGUAUAAUUCAAAAAAAAAAAAUUGUGAGUGAGGGACAUCAUUGACUCUCAUUUCCAUAUCAUUGAGUUGUGCAUAUAACUGUUUUGUGAAAAAUAAGCAAGAGUUUAAAAUGCCAUAAUUUUCUUAUUUUACAUCAAAUUUUGUUGAAAUCUUCAAUGUUGGGCUUGUUUUAUUUUCUCUAUUUAUUCAAAUCAACAUUUUUCUGGGGUGGACUUGACCUUUAACCAUGGCAACAGCCAUCAAUUUGGCGCACUGUGACAAAUGCGCGCUUUAGCAGUGGAAAUUUUUCAAUAUAUGUGGUAAAUCAAGCGUAAUUUGUACAGGAAAUCUACAUAAACCACGGAUUAGCCGAGUUGAAUAGAGUGUCUCUUCCUUUCACCGAAUGCGAAGUGUCGCACCAUUACACCAACAUGAAUAUUCGCCAUUUGUGUUGUACAACGCCUAUGAAUUUAGCGAAAAUAUGGAAAAAAAAGAGUUUUCCAUGCUUUAAUCUAUGAAAAAGGAGCAAAAGUAUUGAAAGCGAACUCCCACAAGCGCGCAUGACAUCUAAGGCCAAUUGUCUAGGGCAGCAUUUCGCAUGUAUCCUGCAGGCCAUAUACGCAUAUUGCACCUUCAUUUUUUAAUGAGCUCAAUGAAGUGAAUCGUAUUGUGACGUCACCUCCUAAAGCCAUGCAAUGGUACAUUUUGGACGGUACGAAAUUCAUUUGCUUGUGUGAUUGUAUCCAACAAGCUAAGUAGGCGUUGUACAAUAUACAUUAUAGCAUGUUACAAAUUUAAACCUUGUGUGCUUAAAGCAAUCAUUUCUGAAUAUUGAUGUAAAUUGUCUUGGCAUUGUUAAAUAAACAAAUGCAGACUCUA